AUGCGCCGUGUAUCUUCCCCGAAUAUUACAAUACAAUCAGUUCGAUGGAUCUCCGGUGUCUCACCUCUCCUUUAUUUUCCACCGACGACAACGUCAACUACCAACAGAGAAGACCAAAUUAACAAAAACACCAAUAUCGCAAUUCAGAUGAUCAAGAGGUACAAGGGGGAAGUACCUCCCCAUUACACUCGAAAAUCUAGUGCCACCAUAGAGCAGGUGGAGAAAGAAAUCGAUGCUCUACUUGGUGGUGCAGAAAAACUCCGGAAAACUUCAACAGAUGAUCAACCUAUGGAUAAGCUAACGCUUAUGGAACGCUGUCUGCGACACGCGCUCUGGUCUUAUCACAAGGAGGAAGGGAGAUAUGACUUUGAUCAGAUAGGGAGGUGGGUCGUGUACACGCCUGAGGAUGAAGUGAAGUUGGCACAGUUGAAGCGCGAAGUGGAAGCGAAGGAAAAACUGGCGGCUUUGCGGAAACGUCGUGAAGAGGAGGGACUUCCGGGAGGCCCCGUCCCCAGGAUCAAUUGGCCUCAGGAAUACAGCUCCUUCAUUGAUCGCGAACCUGUUGUUGCGAAACGCAUUCGCUACGACACUCUCGCAUCCACAACGUUGGAGCGCGAUGAGAAGCAGAUCGAAUCCACGUUGCAACAGUACAGGAGGGCCUCCCAGGAUAAACGAUUGGAUGACCUGGUUGAUCUCCUUGAGCGCUUUAAGCCGGUACUUGCCCGAGAGGCUAUCAUGCAGCGCUUGACAAUUAAACACCUAGAGGGUCAACUUGGCGUGUGGCGUUACAUGGACUGGUGCCCAGAAGUGCGUGAUCGGGCCGAACUCGAGGUGGAUAUAACUGGAUGGCAGUGGUGGUCACCUCUUGAGGAGCGGCGGCUGCUUCCAGUGCGUUUGCGCUCCGUGAAUGAAGUCCGUGAAAUUAUGUCCAAAACACAGGCAAAGAAGUCAGCUGAAGCUGCUGAGAGGAAUCCAAUUGUGACUCAAACAAGCACGGGUGACAACGCUCGCGACCGUUUACUAAAGGAGGUUCUUGCCCUCCAGGCUCGCAUUAAUCAGCGCGAUGAGGUUGAGCCUUCACAAACCGAACAAAAGAAAAAGGCCCAUCACUAA
This is a messenger RNA of Trypanosoma brucei brucei TREU927, 1113 nucleotides long. RefSeq lists its product as hypothetical. The transcript has a single exon. The record is from RefSeq and is a predicted model, not a curated record. Bases 1 to 1113 code for a protein of 370 amino acids. Lineage: Eukaryota; Euglenozoa; Kinetoplastea; Trypanosomatida; Trypanosomatidae.